AUGGAGACUUCGCACAAUGAGUCGGCUGCCAACGCCGGCCAACCCGCAGCUGCUCUUGGGAUGGGUCCCUCGAGCAGCAGCUCUAUAUCAACGCUGCAGCAGUCUGGAGAGUCUUCCGCUCACGCCCAAAUGAUCUCUAUGCGUCAUGAUAUGUCUAAAAGAACAAGGACCGAGUCUGUCGGUCUCAGCUAUCGCGAUGCCCAGACCGGCGAGAUGGUCCACCGUCCGCUCAAAAAGAAGGACUGGGAAACGCACAAGGAUAUCAUCAUAAAAGAGUACAUGGUCCGGAAUCAAACCCUCAACACUGUCAUCCAAACGCUCAAGACUAAGCACGGCUUCAGCGCAACGCCCAAGAUGUACAAAACUCGCUUGUCCCAGUGGGGUAUGCACAAGAACACAUCCAAGAAACCGAGAACACCCGCCGAACCAAAGGCACCAACAGAGCCCCUUGACCUUUCUCUAUUGGAGGAGAAGCAACCAAACUCACCGCCGCAGUCUGCUUCCAAGCCUGUGCAUGGGCCGAUAGUGCCGUAUUUUCAAGGGGCCAUGAGGUCGGAAGAUAUUGAGGCUUUCACAACACAGCCCAAGGACGCAUCAUCUCCCAAGCAAACGAAUCCUUUUAGGCCUGGUCAUUCUAGCUCAUCCAACAUAUCUGCAGUGAAGGCAGGGCCAGCCAUCGAGGGAACAGCCCCGGCAACAAUAGAUUAUGUACCGCCGCUGCCCAUACUCACUAUCAGUAACAAUGUCAAUGGACCCGCAAUAUACUCGCCAGCCACCGAGAGUCAAUAUUGGCAUUCACGGACGCACUCGGAGACUAUCACUUCACCUCCCGAGCACCAUAAUAUAUGGUCACCAUCCACCGAGAGAACUUUCUCGACUAACACACACCACCCUGACACGCAAUUUUACCAUAAUAAUGCGCCAUUUAAUGUAGAAGAUGCGCAAACAGCCGUGAAGCAGUACUUGCCAUCGCAAAUGAUGCCAUAUGAUAUAUACGCCCGGGCCUACUCGCCAUCGCCAACCACACUUCAUGUCUCGCAGCAGGGUCAUCAGCUGACGCGUGAUAUCAUCUACGACUGUGUCGUGAGUACAUGCAGCGGCCAAAGUCGCAUCACCAUACUUGGGGAUGGUUGGGACAAAUUAAACACUUUUCUCACCUCGGCUCGCAAGAUCCCCCACUUGAUGGCUGCGGGCGAAUUAAAGAUGGCAGGUGAGACUAUGCGGCAGACCUCGGCGCAGGUAGAGCCUCUGAUGCGAGGCAAGUAUGACGGGGGAGGUCAAUGGGGUCCCGGGCCCGGUCCGGUGGCCAUGACGGGCAUGCUGAGGAUAUUUCGGCUGUUUCAUAUGGACUUUCCUGACUUCUUCAAGGUAGUCAUGGAGCAAGCCUAUCGGCUGGCCGUGCUCUGGGUGCCGUCAGAACAUCACCCGACGCGCAGAAUUCUAGCCCACAUGAUCGAGAUUAGCGGCAAGCCCGAGGCAGACAGGUUGGCGAUCGCCGAGAUCGUAUCCGAGAGCUACAGUUGGCUGACAACCAAAAUUUUGGAGCUCGUCCCAUCACGCGAGGCUUCGUAUUUGACAUGGCUCCUCCUCCUGAUGUACCCCGAGGGCUCCGACGAUUUCAUGGCUCAUCAACACGGCCAAGGCCUGCAGAAGAUGGCUGUCAUGUGGAGCCACAGAUAUGGAGAUAAUCAUCCCCGCACGCGCGAUGCCGUGUCGGUGUACGAAAUCUACCUUUUUCGAGAGUACAAGGUCAUGAACCUCACACGCAUGAGCCCAGAGCAGCUUGCCGCAAACAUGGUCAAACUCCUGGGCUUCCACCUGCCCAGCUUGGACGAAAGGGGCGGCGAAAGGGUGUCGGAAGUGAGCAGUGGUCGGCUAGCCUUUGAUGGCUCGGAUGAUGCUGAUGAAGAAGUACACAGGGCCUCGUCGGUCGCGGAGCAAACUAUACUGGAUGCGGUUCACGAGUGCGUCAAGCUAAAGGACUUUGGGUCAGCGCUGGGCUACUACGAACUCUUGGAGCAGUGGCACGCCUUCCGCCGCGAUGUGGUGCGGGAGGCUGAGAUUAUAGCAUGGAGGCGUCAGCUGGAGAGAGACUGCGGCUGGUCUCCAGAAGGGUUUGGCUGA
This is a messenger RNA of Pyricularia grisea, 2124 nucleotides long. RefSeq lists its product as uncharacterized. The record is from RefSeq and is a predicted model, not a curated record. The coding region runs from base 1 to 2124 and encodes 707 amino acids. NCBI's taxonomy places the organism in Eukaryota, Fungi, Ascomycota, Sordariomycetes, Magnaporthales, Pyriculariaceae. The transcript has 2 exons.